Penicillium canariense is the source of this 1530-nucleotide messenger RNA. RefSeq lists its product as uncharacterized. Gene Ontology annotation, molecular function: transmembrane transporter activity. Gene Ontology annotation, cellular component: fungal-type vacuole membrane; plasma membrane. NCBI's taxonomy places the organism in Eukaryota, Fungi, Ascomycota, Eurotiomycetes, Eurotiales, Aspergillaceae. The transcript has 5 exons. The coding region runs from base 1 to 1530 and encodes 509 amino acids. The record is from RefSeq and is a predicted model, not a curated record. Gene Ontology annotation, biological process: transmembrane transport.
AUGGCCUCGGAACAUGAAGUCGCCGCCAUAGCGGCGCGUAAUGAACAAGACGACGAUAUCAAGACUGUCCGCUCGACCGAGCACCCACUGGACUAUGAGAACAAGACCAAUGCCACAUACCCGCCGGAGAAUGCGAGUCGUCGCAACCCCGCCGGCUCGCGCCUCGGCUCCCUACUGAGAGCCUUCGAGCAGCAACUUGUCGAGUAUAACCUUGAGGCGCGGGGCAUUGAGCGAGUCGCGGCGGACGAGCGCAUGAAGCGCUUGUCAUGGAUGUCGUAUCUGCAAGCGUUCUUGCUGUGGGUAUCGAUUAAUCUCGCGGCGAACAAUAUUACCCUGGGCAUGCUGGGCCCGGCGGUGUAUGGACUCAGCUUCACGGACUCGGCGCUCUGUGCUGUGUUUGGUUCAUUCGCUGGCUCGCUCGUUGCCGCAUGGGUGGCAACCUGGGGCCCCAUCUCGGGGAUUAGGACUAUGGCCUUUGGCCGCUACUCGAUGGGCUGGUGGCCGAGCAAGAUUAUUGUUUUGCUGAACCUCGUUCAAAUGAUAGGGUACUGUUUGAUUGACUGUGUGGUGGGAGGGCAGAUCUUGUCUGCUGUUUCACCGGGUGGCAUGUCGGUUGCUGUGGGCAUUGUUAUUAUUGCAAUCAUCAGUUGGGUGGUAGCUACAUUCGGCAUUCAAGUCUUCCACUACUAUGAACGAUUUGCAUUUCUGCCCCAGCUGAUUGUUGUGUGCAUGCUUUUCGGCGUGUCGUCUACCAAGUUCGACGUGUCGGCGGCCUCUCAAGGUGAUCCCCGGACGUUAGCCGGUAACAGGCUAUCGUUCUUCUCCAUUUGCCUCAGUGCGGCAAUCACUUACGCCCCUCUGGCUGCCGAUUUCUUCGUAUACUACCCCGAGCACACCUCCCGCCGUACAAUCUUCACCCUGACCUUAACCGGGCUUGUCCUCUCCUUCGCCAUGGCCCUAGUCUGCGGUAUCGGUCUCGCCUCCGGAAUUGGCGCCUACCCCGAAUACGAAGCAGCCUACAACCGCGGCCAAGGCGCCCUCAUCGUAGAAGGCUUCGGGCCCCUCCACGGCUUUGGCAAGUUCUGCUCCGUGAUUGUCGCCCUAGGGCUCAUUGCCAACACCGUUGCACCCACCUAUUCCGCCGGCGUCGACUUCCAGAUCCUCGGCCGCUACGCCGAAAAGCCACCUUCUGAAAUCUUCACCAAUUUCCUCGCGCUGAUGGGCUACUGGGUGGCUAUUUGGUUCGCGAUCUUGAUCGAGGAGUUCUUCUUCUUCCGCUUCCGCACCGGAUAUAACUGGGCUGCGUGGCGGGAUCCGUCCAAGUUGCCUAUCGGCAUCGCAGCAUUUGUGGCGUUCGUUGUCGGCUGGGUUGGUGCUGUGCUGUGCAUGGCGCAGGUGUGGUACAUCGGGCCACUGGCGAAGCUUGUUGGUGAAUAUGGCGCCGAUAUGGGCAACUACGUCGGUUUCUCGUGGACGGCGGUUGUGUAUCCGCCGCUUCGGCUUCUGGAACUGCACUUUGUUGGUCGCUAG